Diorhabda sublineata is the source of this 8561-nucleotide messenger RNA. RefSeq names its product G-protein coupled receptor 52 (gene DopEcR). The record is from RefSeq and is a predicted model, not a curated record. Gene Ontology annotation, biological process: G protein-coupled receptor signaling pathway. Gene Ontology annotation, molecular function: peptide binding; G protein-coupled receptor activity. Bases 529 to 1545 code for a protein of 338 amino acids. The transcript has 8 exons. NCBI's taxonomy places the organism in Eukaryota, Metazoa, Arthropoda, Insecta, Coleoptera, Chrysomelidae. Gene Ontology annotation, cellular component: membrane.
AGUUCCUGCUCCGGUGACAUUGGAGAAGAACGCGCGGGAUCCGCAUCAACGUAACGUUGGCGGCCAUCUACUGCGUUGUGCACCUUGCAAGUGCCUGCAGGUGCACACCACCUCCUGGUGCGCGAGUUCUAGUGAGAUCGCUUACUGAGACGACGUCGAAGUGUUAUAUAGGGACAAUAUAUUGUUUUCGGUGUGGUUUUGAUGUGAGUUAACUAAUUCAGUUCAAGUUUGAUGUUAUAAAUUGUUAACAAUUUCAUCGGCCUCCUCUUUUUAACAGCUUUGAUGUCCUAUAAGACAAUCUUCAAGUAUUAUUUGCUAAGAAGUUGAUUAACCAUUCACUGACGUGUCUUAAGUCUAAAUAUGGCAGGACGGUGGGAAGAUUUGGUUACGAAAUUAGGAAGUGCUAUUCCUCGAUCAACACCCGCAACCAUCCUCGGAACAUUCAAAACUAAAGUAUCAACUACCAGGACGCAUCAACCGAUACUGAAUAAAUUGUGGACAUUGUCCCGUUAGCGUCUCCCGUCCCGGAUGUCCCACCACGGGAUGUUACGAAGGGACACCUCUACUAUGCUUAUCUACAGCCUUUCUAACGAUGAUUCGGAGAUAGUGUUCACUUUGAGAUCGCUAGCUCAGGCCAGUAUCAUUUUUGUUAUGGCACUGGCUAUUAUUAUUACAAAUGUUCUCAUUAUUGCUACAUUACUAAAUUUCAGAGGACCUUCUGAGGUAAUAAAUUAUUACUUGCUUUCCUUAGCCGUAGCAGAUUUACUAUGUGGCCUUCUAGUUGUACCAUUAUCAGUAUAUCCAGCGGUCGUAAACGAGUGGGUCUAUGGAGACAUUAUCUGCCGAUUGAUUGGUUAUCUAGAAGUUACCCUUUGGGCUAUCACUGUUUAUACUUUUAUGUGGAUUAGUGUAGAUCGAUAUUUAUCGGUGAGAAAACCGUUGCGGUACGAAACGCUCCAAACUAAAACCAGGUGCCAAUGCUGGAUGGCCUUCACCUGGAUAUCAGCAGCGAUGCUUUGUUGUCCUCCUCUCUUAGGUUUCACGAAACCUCUCUUCGAUAAGGAAGCCUAUAUCUGCAUGCUCGAUUGGGGUAGCAUGGCAGCAUAUACUGCUACUCUAUCAAUCCUUAUCCUAGGGCCGAGCCUCAUCACAAUCGUUUAUACUUACACUUAUAUCUUUAGCAUGCUGCGGAAGAUCAAAACUGGGUAUCCUUUUCAUGAUAAGGAGUAUGCUACUGCUUUAUCGGAGAAUCUGUCAAAUCCCAGUCACAUGAUGUCAUUCACAUUAGUGGUGGCGUUCUGGUUAUCUUGGACACCAUAUAUAGGGGUUAAGUUGUAUGAAUAUUUCACUGCACCUCUGGAGAAUCAUCAGACUCUCCAUUUUGGUAUUGUUUGGUUGGGUUUCCUGAAUUCGUUCUGGAAAUCCGUGAUUCUGAUAACACUCAGUCCACAAUUCAGGUUGGCACUUAGGAUUUUCUGUAUGACGAUUUGUUGUCGAUAUAAAGGUCGACUUCAAGCAGAGCUGAUAGGUAUGGAUGAUGACUGACUACUCCGCUGCUUUCCCGCCAUCAAUUUUCCUAUUACAGGCAUCGCUGUGAGAGACUACGAAUAUUUUAUAGGUAAAAUAAGAAGAUACUGGUGCCAAUUUUCGCGACAUGAACAUUUUCAGCGAUGACUUGUUUGGAAAAUUUAAAUGUGAUUUUUUUAUGAACGCCUGUAUUUGAAUUAAAUCGUUCAAGUCAAUUAUCAUAGAUGUAGUUAUAUAUAACGUCUCCAAAUGUGAGGGACAAUUAUCGAAUUAUUUCAACCCCCUUCGAUUGGACCCUUAAAAUAAAAACGAAUAGGAUAUUUUACAAAUCAUUUCAAAAAAAUUAAUAAAACAUAUUUUAGAUUUUUAUGCAAUACUUGAAUAUUGUCUUUAAUUGGCUUGGAAGGAAGCAUUUAGUCAAACCCUCGGAUAUUUCUCCGUAUGUUCAUAAAAACUUGACAGCUCUUUGUGACAACAGACUUCAGCUUGUGAUUAGGCCUACCAAAGUCUUUACCUCCCCUACCUAACCUAACCAAUUUCCCUUUCAACGGUUGAGUUGAGCUUGGCAGUAUCUAAUAAUCCAGAACAACUCUAGCGAGUUUUAAACAGUCUUAUUGAGUGCCUGGGAAUGCUAUGUCUAUGCAGAUGUACACACUAAUUUGAUGGAUUUUUAAUUGAUUCAAAAAAGAAUAGUCCAGGCAAUAAAGCUCAAAAAAAGGCGAAACUUUGCAAUUUUUUUCGUCCUGCUUCGAUUCGUACAAAAAUUUGGUAUUAGACUCAUUUCACCCUCUAGUUCAUUUUCUAUAUUGCGCAUUUGUACGCUUUUUGUUUUUUAAGAGUGAAAGCUACCCUUAAUUGUAAGAAAUUAUAAAAUAAAAUUUUAAACCUUAAUAAGGGUAAAAUUUGGCUUGGAUUAGUUGAAUAUGGAUUGUUUUAUACUGUAGGAUACAAUUUCAUAAUAUUUCAACCCUUAAAAAACUCCAAAAUAAUAUAUACGGAUAGAUCCUUGAAUUACAAAACAGAAGAAUUAGAAAACUGUAGUAUUUAGCAUAAAAAGAAUUUUCUAUAUUUCGAUUUGUUUUCAUAAAUAUAACAAACACAAUUGAAUAAUUGUGCUAUUUCUUUAAAAGUCUAGAAAAUACACUGGUGAGGAAAUAACGAAAUAUUAAUGUUUCUUUUUCUCUGUUUUUCGAUUUAAAAAGAAAAAGUGGAACAAAUAUUAUGUAUUAUGGCCAAAUAUUCCGGUUAUUUAGAUUACUACGCUCCGAACCGGGCUAUUUUCUAAAAAAAAUUGGGUUUAUAAACAUAGCUCCUUCAUUUUUGUUGAUAUAAAGUUUUUUCAAACAUAAUUUGGUAAGACUUUUGAAGAGCUACAAGCUUAUAUGAAUUAAAUUCCUCAAUAUCCCUCAAUUUUUAAAUGGGGUGAGUUUAAAAGGGUCGGAUAAGGUGGUCUUCGCUUGUGAACAGAGGUUUUUAACGGCUAUAUCACGCCAAAUAUCCACUGUGAACAAAACCUAUACAAAGUAAAAUUAUAGUCAUUAAAGAAGCUACAAGUAUUACUUUAUUUUUUCCGUAUCUUUAGUACUUUCGGAGAUAUUUUGAAGUAAAGGGUGAAAAAUAUCUCCGAAUCUCCAAUUUCUCAAUUUCUCUAAAAUUACGCAUUUUAAAUUGAUCGAACUUCUUGACGCUAUUGAUAAAACAUAUAUAAAGAGAAUAUAAAUGACACCACAGAUUAAUAAUAAUAAUAAUAAUGUCGCACCGCAGAAAUGUUCUUUAGAUAAUUUUGUUGGGCUGGAUCAGUCUCCAUGAUCCAUCUCUACACUUUCACGCUUAUUUUCCACCCUAAAUUUCAAUUUACAUAUUCCAUCUAUUUUAACCAUUUUUCCUAGGUCUUUCUUUACCACCAAGAUCUUGUCGCUCCGGUCCUGCACCCAAAAUUGGCAGGAUUUUAAAGAUUUUUAUAUUUUCGCUAUUUCCAUUGAUAAAAGUUAUAUUAUGGAAAAUUUCGAAAUAAAAGACUAUCUUAACAUAUUAUUUAUUCAAUAAAAUAAUCCAUCAAAUAGAAUUGAAUUAUCUAAAUCUAUUGCUUAAAAAGCUUAGAAACAAUAAUUCACACUCCAAAACUUGCUGUAAUUGAAUGAAAUAACAUUCUGAUUUCUAAUUUCACUGAUGUAGGUGAUUAUGAUGUGUCAUUUAAUCAAAUAAAAAUCAAUUUACGAAAUUAUCUCGACGUUUUUAGGAAGAAAAUGCAUUUAAAUAUCCUUACUUGUGUUCUUACAAGUGAUAAUAAAUCAAUAUUAAAUAAUUUUUAAUCAACACGAUCACUAUAAAGCACAAAAACAAAUUAAUAAAUGCAUAUAGACGAACCAAAAGUGUGAAGAUCUAUUUUUGUUAGGGGAGUUGUUUUUACUAAUUUUAGAACUGAUCUUAAGUCGCUCAAUUUUAAUGCUGGAGACUUUUAUUUUAAAGCUCUAAUAAUAUACUCUAAAAAAGAUUUAUGAAUUUUCCUCGUUAUUUAGCUUUGAAUCUUUCAAAUUAACAAAUUAACCAUCAAAAUGCCGUAUCUCGGUUCGUGUUACACGUAGAAAAAUUAUAAAAAAAAGAGUUUUAUUUGUUGUUUUAAAAGCUAUAAUUUUGCUUUCCAUGGUUUUUUGAUAAAAAGCAACUUUUUCGAGUUAUUAGCGAAACAACCUUUAAAAAUGUAGUUUUUUCCAUCGAUUCCUGUAGUCGGAAUGUGAAAAAAAAUUUCACACGAUAUAUAAAAAUGAUCCUUGGGCUAUUCCCUACCUUCUGUGAAAAUUUCAAGUACAUCCAGGCAGGACGAAAAAAUUGCGAGUUAAAUUGUUUUAUUACCUGGACUAGAAGUACCAAAUAUUAUUUACACCAUGGAUAACUUUCCAUAAUUUUGUAAAAUACAACUCGACAUACCACAAUUCAUCUACAAUUUCUACAAUCGUACCGUUUUUUAACAUCACCGCCAUUUAGAAGGUUAUUGAACUUUUAUUUAUCGUAUACAGCUGGAUACUUUUUCAAUUUCAUUCCAAAGAGAUACUUUUUCUUCUUUCUAAUCUCCAUAGACAAUACAAAAUAUUCUAUACUCUAUAGAAAUAUCAAAAAGAUUAAUCGAUGAACAGGAAAGAAUUGAAUUCUAUAAGAAAGAAAUGUUUUUAAACUUGCUAUUCCUAAUGCUGUUAAUGCUAAUGUUAAUUAUAUGCUGAUCUAAACGUAUUUAAAAGUAGCAUUAGUUGAAAGUUUAGUUUACAAAUUUGAACGCAAUAUUUGGAAAUUAAAUAGAAGUUAUUUAAAAAAAAAUAGUAAUAAAGACAAUAUGAGAGUAAAACCAAAAAAGUAGGUUGAUCCAUAUAACAGAUGGUACUUCAAUUAUUUUUUUUUCUAGCAGAACUGAUAAGCCUACAGUUUUUAUAUUGAGGGACUAAAUUUUCUGUUGAUAAUUCUAUUACGAUGUUUUAAUAUAAUUUUACAUUCUCGUAACAUUCCUGUAAACGUGACUCUAUUAUAUCAAGUAAAUAUUAAACAAUUCCAAUAGUUUCGUAAUUUCAUAAUUUUUUUUAUGUAAAUCCCGAUUUACAUCUAUGUUAUUUUUUUAUUCUAUCAAACGAAAAAAAUUAAUACGUCGGCAGUAUCAAAUUCUUUUUUCUAUCUAAGCUUCCUUUUUUAAAAACCUUUCCUAAAUUGAAAUAUCGUUUUUAUUAAAUUAAAAAUAUAUCCAGUGGGUCUGGAAGUGGAAAUAAAUCAACAGAACUUCAAAAACGUAUUAUCGAGAGCUCAAAGGAUUCUACAUGCUUUUACCUUCUGACACACGUUUGAGAUAUAAGUUAGAAACUUGUUUUCUCAUUCCCUGCAUCUUCUAUGGUGUUCCAUCGACUUUUGUUAUACUAUAUUUUCAUUCAAACAUUGAAUUUUGUUUAAUAAAAUUUUAAAAAGUGCAAUGGUCUAGGGAAGUUGGACCUCCAACUACAAUUUUCCUGAAUUCUCUGAUAAUUUUCGGUGGAGCUUGCAAGCACAGCGAAAUUCAUUGGUGAGAAUUGCACUCGUCACAAUCUUAAAUUCAUGGAUUCAUUCAUUCAUUUUUUAAACAGUGGUCACGAGGAACUGAAUAUGGUGAGUAAAGCGGAUAUACACAAAAAGAAAAACUUUUGGCAUCCAAAAGCUAAAGAAUCAAAGACGAUUUUUAGCAAGGCACUGAAUCGUUUCAUUAGAAAAACUUGUAAAAUUCGGAGGUUGCAAGUUGUCCUCGUGGAAUGGAAAAAAUAAUUACCGUGACCCUAUAUUGGAAUUUGAUUGAUGAACCUUUUUAGAACGAGUGAGUUAAGUGUUUUGGAAAUAGGUUUCAAUCGAAAACAAGAUGUCGGUAGACGUUAGAAAGCGCUCAAUCAUCUGGUUUACGAAUUGAAUCCUCUAACCAGCAUCCUGAAGCUUCAGAUCUUGCACCAAAUGAUUUUCAUUCGAUUCAUUUGUAACAGAUUUUCUUAAGUUAUAAGUCAACCCUGUAGAUCAUUAUCUUUGAUGGUUUUUCUGUCUCUACUUUGUAUGGUACAUAUUUUCAUUAUUUCUGUUCAUUUUUGCUCUUUUUCUAAAUAUUCUGACUGGGGUUUUUCCGCCACGUUUCCCAAUAAUAUAUGAGAAAGUAGAAGAUUCAAGAUCAAUUCUAGUGCAGCCUUCGGACGUUUUCUAGCAACUUCGGCUGUAAAUAUUGACGCGUGUUUGUAGUUUCAAGAGAUUUUCAAGGAAUUUUGGACGAGGGUGGCUCAACAAAGGAAAGACAAAAAUUUUAGCUUGACACACUUUUCCCAGCUAUGCUCAGUAUUUAUGGCUGCCAAACAAAUAACAAACAAUUUGUCGAUUUUCUAAUAUAGUGGUGACUUUCAAGCAACUACCGCCAUCUCUAGAUCAGGCCAGGUACUGCUAUACCUCAAUCUUUUCUGGGAAGUUUCUUUAUACUAUAAACUUUUGGCGUCCAGAAACUAAGACAUCAAAGACGAUUUUUAGCAUGGCACUGCAUCGUUUCAUUAGAAAUACUUGUAAAAUUUGGAGAUUGCAAUUGUUAGAAUGAAUGAGUUAAGUUACUAACUUUCCAUUAAGAAUUUUUAUCUCACGGUCAUAUUCAUAGUAACAGUUUUGGUAAUGGAAUCCGCCUCUUCAUGAAGACGAUCCCUCAAUUCAAUAACGUACAGGAUCUUACUAAAGCCACCUUUAGUAAGAUUCUGUAUCCUCAUUAACAGACUGACAAGCCGGAAAUAUUCACUAUAAAACUAGUUCGUUCAUAAUAUUCAAUACAUUUCAUACUAUUUUAUCCCAAACUGGUUUUUUAGAAUUUGUUGUUGUCGAAGUACGAAUCAAAAUUAAUUUUUCUUACUACAAAAUCUGUUUACUUGAUAUUGAAUAAAGUCAGCUCUCAUUUUAUAAAGUUUAGAAAAACCAGGGCUUAACACCAAUUAGAUUAUUUAAUCAAAAACAUACCUAAACACUAUAUCUAGAUAUUUUUUAGUAAGAACGUUUUUUUCCAAUUAAAAUUUUAUGCUUCAUGUUUGUAGAUUGUAAAAAAAUUGUUUGUGACAUCGGAAUUUAGGUUUGCUAAAAUUCCUCAUCAACAAACAGAGUGGCAGAACAUCUAUUAAAACCAGUGAGAAGUUUCGAUUUUUAAAAACGAGAAAUCAAGUUUUCAAAAAUCGAUUCCAUUUAUGGGUUCCUAUUGAAUUGCUACAGAAUCGAAUACCAUAUUAAUAAUCGAUCUCUAUUCUUUAUAAAGAGACAUCAUUUCUGAUCCCUUUAAAAUAGUUAGAAUUCUUUUACAAGAAUCGAAAACUAUUUUCAAAAAGCAUUAAAAACUUUUAGUCACAAAGCAGCAGAAACAAAUAGAAAUCGUUAGCAGUCGUUCAAGAUCGUUUUAACGAGAAAUUCUUUAGAUGUUUUACCAGAAAAUAUUUGUUUAUUAUAGAUCAUAUAGGUAAUACUUUGAACUGUUCCGACUAAGGAAGACAGAAAGACAACGAUUUCUCUAUCCUCCGAGAUUCCAGCUAGGUUCUGCGCAUUCUCAAGCAUGCGCAGUAUAGAUAAAGUGUCUCUAACGAGAGAGAAAAUGAAUAUUGUCGGCACCGUAACGUAGGGAGAUUUUUUCCCAUACUAACUGUCCAUAUAGGAGUAUUACAUAAAUGGUAUAAAUUCUUAUUUGGUUAAUUUGUUCAAUAUAUAUUUCGCAAUAAUGAUAAUCAAAACAGAAAUAUAUAAAUUGUUGCAUAUGCUCGAUAGGCGUGUACGCAAUCAAACUAAAUUGUUAUCAGAAAUAAUCAAAAAGUAAUAAUGAAGCUGUUAUAUAUUUAAUAUUUAUAACUCAGAUUGAAAAACUAGUGUAGCUCAAGUUAUUUUGUCACUUUUACCACAUAUUCGAUUUAGCCCAAAAAUAAUUUCGAAAAAACGGGAUAUCGUAUCAAAACAUCUUUAGAAUUGAUGACUGAGCUUGCUCGGUAGUUUUUGAAAUUUGAAACUCCGUAAUUUUAAUAAUAAGACGGACAUAUGCAUAUUAAUUCGAGAUCUAAAGGAAAAAAUGAUAAAGUUCCGAAAAGAUGAACUUGAUUUUGCUGAAAUUUCUGCAAAAGAUUGUCUUUGGUUAGAUACGAUAAUCCCUAAAAGGAUUUUUAUUGACAAAGCCCCCACAACAAUUUUACUAAAAAAUCUCCGAAAAAUUUAUUUUUCAGAAAAAAAGAGUUUCAAGUUAAAAAAGAAGUUCAUAAAAAGCCCUACAAAAUAAGUAUUGUACGUUUUUUGGCUGUUAUAUCCCAAAGCAUACUGGUAGGAAUCAAAUGAUGUUUUUCCGAUCAAAUCCUAUUUCUUUAAACUAGGAGUUGCUUUGGCAAUAAUUUCAGCAGAAUCGGGAGGCUCAUCAUUUCGGAACUACACCCGUAAAAGACAUAGAGGACGUUUCAUUUGAAAACUUCGAGAUUGCAUUAAUUUUUAUUACAGUAAUAAUCAUACUGUGUGAAAAUUUAACUGAUACCGAACUAAUUUUAUGAAAA